Caenorhabditis angaria is the source of this 1048-nucleotide messenger RNA. The record is from the annotation of a GenBank genome assembly. Lineage: Eukaryota; Metazoa; Nematoda; Chromadorea; Rhabditida; Rhabditidae.
AUGAUGCUAUUCUCAAGAUUUAUUGGAAAAGAAGAAGAACUUCCGAUUAAUAAACUGCCACCCGAAAUUCUUGGCAUCAUUUUUUCAAAGGUACGUUUAUUUAUUGCAACCAUAUUUUAUAUUGGACUACUGUAGUAUUUUUUGAACUUGGUAAAAAAAAACAUUUUUUUGCAAUUUUCGAAUCAUCAUGUUUUUCAGCUUGAAUACAAAGAUGCUCAGAAACUCAAAAACUCGUCAACGUCUUUAUUAAAUGCCUAUAAAUCAGAACGUCGAAUGAUAGAUGGUCCAGAUUGUGAUGCUCAUGUUUAUUACAAAAACAAGGAACUUCGAUUAGUAAUAACAAUUUGGCGAAAAAUUCGAUGGACAAGAACAAUUCCAUUGAAUCAAUGGAAAUCUUAUUUUCAAAAUGCAAAAUGCGGAACAUUUGAUAUGACUGUAGACGAAGAAAUUCCACUCGAAAUUUUAAAGAACAUUUUGUGCUGUAAAUCAAUCAGGGUUUUUGACUGUUUUGGGAAAUCAAUGAAUCAGAUGACAAUUGACCUUAUUGCAAAAUAUCAACCUAAAAGCUUUAAAUUCAUUGAAAAUGAUUGGAGUUCACAAAUGUUGGAAUUUACCAAAUAUUCAAUCGUUACGGUAGAAUGUUCUAAAAAUGUCGAUGAUGUUUUUGAAGCAAUGAAAUUCACUUAUAAUUUGAUAAUUAGUUUAAAACCGGAAAGUUAUGAAAAAAACGAACAUUCGUUAAUUGUGAGUUUUUUGUAAUCUUCUUCGAAAUAUCAUAGUGUUCAUUGAAGUAUUGAAUUCGAAUCCAUGUCAUAGUUUCAUAUUAUAAUUUUGUAAUCUUCAGAAACUCAAAUAUAACAUUGAUGAUAAAUACAAGCCUCACUUCGUAUUCAAUUUCGCUAGAGAUACAAAAGAACAACAAGUUGAAUUGAUCGAGAAUUUUUUGGAGAACAGUGUUUCGAAUAUUUAUGGAGCUGGUGUGAAAUGGCAACUUAUAAAUGGAUAUAAUGACGUUCAUUUGUUGUAUAUGCGCGUCCCGAAUGUUUAA